Coccinella septempunctata (seven-spotted ladybird) is the source of this 1449-nucleotide messenger RNA. RefSeq lists its product as uncharacterized. Bases 1 to 1449 code for a protein of 482 amino acids. The transcript has a single exon. The record is from RefSeq and is a predicted model, not a curated record. NCBI's taxonomy places the organism in Eukaryota, Metazoa, Arthropoda, Insecta, Coleoptera, Coccinellidae.
AUGAAAACAGAUUUUGUACAAGCUGGACGAAACAGAAGAUCUGACUCAGUCAGAAGAUCAAUUAACAGACGAAGCAACAUUCAACCGCGCCUGAAUGAACAAUCAGAUCCCGAAGGGCAACAGAUACAAGAAGAUGAAGAACUGAAUAGAGAGAUAACACUUAUGUACCAGGAAAUUAAUUUAAGAUAUGAAGGAAUGUCAAUGGAGGGAAGGCCGCAGAUAACAAGACUGAAGAUUAAUGCUGAAGCCAAAAGAGUAGUCCGAAAAGUUAACGAAGCACUCUCAAGUAGCCUUGAUUCCGCAGGAACGUUGGAAGACCUAUGCCACAAAAUCUAUUGCGCUGCCAGAGUUGUCACCGAUAUACAAAAUCAAAAUCAAACUGCAACUGCGCCCAAUAGACCGGACCGUGAACAAAGAGUACCCUGGGAAACUAGACUUAAUAGAAAGAUCGACCAUUUACGAAAGGAAAUAGGAGUAUUGCAUACAUUCCUCAACAGUGAGACCCCAAGUCGAAAGGUAGUGAAGAAAACGAGAAAAUAUGCCAGAAGAGUGAAGAUUAAACUCACUGAUCCUCAGCACCGACAGAAAAUCACCGUUUAUACUGAAAUGCUGAAACAAAAAGUAGCAGCACUGGGCAACAGGAUCCGAAGAUAUCAUCAAAGAACAUUGAGGUAUAAACAAAACAACCUUUUCGCUAACAAUCAACGGCUAUUCUUCCGACAAAUAGAGACAGAGGAUACAAAACAGCAAAAGGAGACACCAACCGAAGAGAAAAUGACGGCAUUCUGGAAAGACAUUUGGUCACAAAGCGUAGAACACGAUACUGGAGCGCGGUGGAUCGACACCGAAAUCCGAAACUCGUCGGGCUACACAGCAAUGCCAGAAAUUAAUAUCUCAGAGUCAGAUUUGAUUGCAGUCUUCAAGAGAAUGAGGAACUGGACAGCACCAGGUAUAGAUGGCAUACACAACUACUGGUGGAAGGCCUUCACUAGUUGCCACAAAAAACUUGCAAAUCUACUUCAAAGCACUUUGCAGAAUCCUCAAGAAAUCCCCACAUAUUUUACUAAAGGACUGACGCACAUGAUUCCAAAGAAGGGCGACCUCACACAACCAAAGAACUACAGACCCAUAACGUGUCUUCCAUCAGCAUACAAAAUACUAACAUCUAUCAUCAGACAGAAACUAUACUCCCAUAUUAAAAGAAAUAACAUCUUAGCCUGGGAACAAAAUGGGUGCAAGCAUAAAGCUAGAGGAAGUAAAGAACUGCUGGUAAUUGACAACGUCGUCACUAAGCAUGCCAGAAAACGACUAAAGAACAUAUCUAUGAGUUGGAUCGAAUACCAGAGAGCUUAUGACUCUAUGCCCCAUUCCUGGUUGAUCAAAGUUUUGGAUAUCUAUAAAGUUGAUCAACAAGUCUCCGGUCUUCUCCGCCACCUGAUGUCGACAUGA